Molecule: messenger RNA, 2329 nt
Organism: Cebus imitator (Panamanian white-faced capuchin)
Lineage: Eukaryota; Metazoa; Chordata; Mammalia; Primates; Cebidae
Gene: LMBRD1
Product: LMBR1 domain containing 1
Exons: 17
Coding region: 487-1977 (496 amino acids)
Biological process (GO): protein localization to vacuole
Cellular component (GO): vacuolar membrane
Source: RefSeq, a predicted model, not a curated record
CGGAGGGAGGAAGGGGCCGGCCCUACAGUUGGCCUCUCCGGGCUCCGGAGACCCUCUUCGCUCCGCCCGCUUUUAGCUUGGACUGUGGAAGGCUCCUCAGUGUUGGCGGCUAGGGCUGGCGGCUGGGGCAGGAGGGUGCUGAUUUCCGGACGCUUUUGCUUUCUUUUCACUGAUGACGUCUAAGGUUUCAGGGUCCUUUUUGGAAGCUCUUGCCCUCAUCCCUGACUUGGGCAAUGGGGCCGGUGGGGUUUGGGGGCGAAAGAGACUCUCGGGGUUGAGAAGCAUGUGGUGGCCUUUCGUCCCCUGUAAAACAGUGGCAUAAGGCUAUUUUGGCAUUCUGCUGGAUAUAUGUUCGUAAAUAUCAAAGUCAACGGGAAAGUGAAGUUGUCUCCACCAUAACAGCAAUUUUUUCUUUAGCAAUUGCACUUAUCACAUCAGCACUUCUCCCAGUGGAUAUAUUUUUGGUUUCUUACAUGAAAAAUCAAAAUGGUACAUUUAAGGACUGGGCUAAUGCUAAUGUCAGCAGACAGAUUGAGGACACUGUAUUAUAUGGAUACUAUAAUGAAGAAAUUGAUGGGAGAGAUGUUGAAGAUCACUUUGUUAGUGAGUGAUAUAGCUCAAAGUGGUUCUUAUUUCCACAUCUGGAGCUUCUUACUGUUAACUUUGUAUUCUGUAAUAUUGUUCUGUGUGUUCUUCUGGAUUCCUUUUGUCUACUUCUAUUAUGAAGAAAAGGAUGAUGAUGAUACUAGCAAAUGUACUCAAAUUAAAACGGCACUCAAGUAUACUUUGGGAUUUGCUGUGAUUUGUGCACUGCUUCUUUUAGUUGGUGCCUUUGUUCCAUUGAAUGUUCCUAAUAACAAAAAUUCCACAGAGUGGGAAAAAGUGAAGUUCCUGUUUGAAGAACUUGGAAGUAGUCAUGGUUUAGCUGCAUUGUCAUUUUCUAUUAGUUCUCUCACCUUGAUCGGAAUGUUGGCAGCUAUAACUUACACAGCCUAUGGCAUGUCUGCGUUGCCUUUAAAUCUGAUAAAAGGCACUAGAAGCACUGCUUAUGAACGUUUAGAAAACACUGAGGACAUUGAAGAAGUAGAACAACACAUCCAAACUAUUAAAUCAAAAAGCAAAGAUGGUCGACCUUUGCCAGCAAGGGAUAAACGCGCCUUAAAACAAUUUGAAGAAAGGUUACGAACACUUAAGAAGAGAGAGAGGCAUUUAGAAUUCAUUGAAAACAGCUGGUGGACAAAAUUUUGUGGCGCUCUGCGUCCUCUGAAGAUCAUCUGGGGAAUAUUUUUCAUCUUAGUUGCAUUGCUGUUUGUAAUUUCUCUCUUCUUGUCAAAUUUAGAUAAAGCCCUUCAUUCAGCUGGAAUAGAUUCUGGUUUCAUAAUUUUUGGAGCUAACCUGAGUAAUCCACUGAAUAUGCUUUUGCCUUUAUUACAAACGGUUUUCCCUCUUGAUUAUAUACUUAUAACAAUUAUUAUUAUGUACUUUAUUUUUACUUCAAUGGCAGGAAUUCGAAAUAUUGGCAUAUGGUUCUUUUGGAUUAGAUUAUAUAAAAUCAGAAGAGGUAGAACCAGGCCUCAAGCACUCCUGUUUCUCUGCAUGAUACUUCUGCUUAUUGUCCUUCACACUAGCUACAUGAUUUAUAGUCUUGCUCCCCAAUAUGUUAUGUAUGGAAGCCAAAAUUACUUAAUAGAGACAAAUGUAACUUCUGAUAACCGUAAAGGCAAUUCAACCCUUUUUGUGCCAAAGAGAUGUGAUGCAGAUGCUCCUGAAGAUCAGUGUACUGUUACCCGGACAUACCUAUUCCUUCACAAGUUCUGGUUCUUCAGUGCUGCUUACUAUUUUGGUAACUGGGCGUUUCUUGGGGUAUUCUUGAUUGGAUUAAUUGUAUCCUGUUGUAAAGGGAAGAAAUCAGUUAUUGAAGGAGUAGAUGAAGAUUCAGACAUAAGUGAUGAUGAGCCCUCUGUCUAUUCUGUUUGACAGACUUCUGUCUUAAAGGUUGUGUAAUGCUGACUGAAUAUCUAUUAUGCAUUUUUAAAGUAUUAAACUAACAUUAGAAUGAGCUAACUAGCUUUCAUCAAAAAUGGGAGCAUGGCUAUAAAACAACUAUAUUUUAUUAUAUGUUUUCUGAAGUAACAUUGUAUCAUAGAUUAGCAUUUUAAAUUACCAUAAUAAUGCCAUGUAAAUAUAAAACUACUGGCUUUGUGAGGGAAUGUUUGUACAAAAUUUUUUCCUCUAAUGUAUAAUAGUGUUAAAUUGAUUAAAAAUCUUCCAGAAUUAAUACUCCCUUUUGUCACUUUUUAAAAACAUAAUAAAUCAUUUGUAUCUGUGC